UCUGUGUCGAUUAGUUGUAUUCUGGUGGAGUUUUGAAACCUGUGUUGCUUUGAAACGUAAAGAAGUGAUGAAAGUAUUAUUCAGGACUUCUGGAGACAGACUGAACUGAGGACGAGUGUAUGGAGCAUCUUUAAAGCACUUUCGGGUGAUGUGGCACAGACUGAGCGAGUUAUUCAAACAGAAACAAAGGUCGCUUGUUGGCCAUUGACAGCAGGAAAUAAGAAGUCAUGGGCAACUUCAAAGGACAUGCACUUCCUGGAAGCUUUUUCCUUCUCUUUGGCCUCUGGUGGUCAGUGAAAUAUCCUAUGAGAUACCUCUGCAGAAAGAAUAAGAACAUUUGUUAUCUAACAUCAAUAUCUGGGCAUCGGCGAUUAGAUAUCAUUGAGGGAAUUGUAAAAGCUAGCUUUGCACUGAUAGGAAUGUUAGCUGAACAAUUUGUUCCCGAUGGACCCCAUCUGAAGCUCUACAACUAUGAGGAACAGCAUUGGGAUCAUCUGAUGAACUGGCAGCAUGCGACUAUGUAUCUCUUCUAUGGUAUCUCAGGGAUUGUGGACAUUAUUGUCCAUUUGACACCUGCAGUGCCAUUAGCCCUGGAUAGACUCAUGUUGGCUAUUGCAGUCUUCAUUGAAGGUUUCUUAUUUUAUUACCAUGUCCAUGGGCGUGCAAUGCUUGAUAUUCAUGUCCAUAUUCUGCUGCUGGUGGCUGUGUUUGGCGGUUCCAUUAGCAUCUUUCUUGAAGUCUUUCUCCGUGGGAAUAUUGUACUGGAGCUUUUGAGGACAAGCCUGUGUAUACUGCAGGGCAGCUGGUUCUGGCAGAUUGGGUUUAUUCUAUAUCCUCCGAAUGGAAGCCCUGAAUGGGACCAAAGCAGCCAUGACAAUCUGAUGUUUAUUACUAUGUGCUACUGUUGGCAUUAUGCCUUUUCGCUUCUCAUUGUGGCCAUUAGCUAUGCAAUUGUCAGUUGGAUAAUUCAUACAAAGUUAAAACAUGUUGAGCCUCUGGAGAUGGGACUGCUUAAAUCAACCGAGAAAGAUCAAGAGACUGAAGAAGAAAUGUAGCCAGAUAAAUCUUGUUAUUUGCUACUACUGUGCCUUCUUUAUUACUAGAAUUUGCCUUUUUAGAAAAUACUUUAAUAUUUGGUUGAGGGCUUUCUUCUGGGUAAACCUGUGUCGAUGAUAGUUAAGAACUUUAUGCAUGAUAAUGAAAUCUACUGUCUGUACUUUCCUGCAUUGCCCAUAAUUUCUGACAAGUCUGAUGGUGGUAUUGAGUAACUUAUACUGCGUUCUACCCUUUGUCAGUGAUGGAAGAUGGCAGAAAUGCAUCUUUUUGUCAGAAUUUCACUUUUUGUGCUCUAAAACUUAAAACAAAAUAGGAAUUAGGUGAUUUGUAAAAUGUGGUUUAGAUGUCUGAGAGAGUAGAAUCUGAUUUCAAUUUCAAUGAAUCUUGAAAGUCUAACCUUUCUGAAUACAGGCUGCAUUCCAGUUUAUUAAUACCAUUGACAUUCCAUGAGAAAGUGUAAAAUGCUUUAGAUUGAUGUUGUUCAUUUUAGUUAAUAAAAAGUACGAUUUUGCUGAUAAUAGGACAUAAAAUAUGAAAGCACUUAAAAAGUGGAAGUUACAAAGGGAAAAUUUUGAGCUGAGGCUAAUAGAAAUUGGUCUAUCCCCUUCCAUGGGGCAGGCUCAGACUGAAUGAGAAAUCUGUUCUUCAUUGAUAUGAAAAGAAAGUUGAUGCUAGCUCAAGGAUUCCAACUGGUCCACUUCAAGCUUAGUCAAAGGUAAAAUUUUACCUUCCCCUGUCCCCUGUGCCUACCUUCAGAUGCUUGAAGUAUCUGCAGUAAUAUUGUAACCAUGAUUCUGUCGUGCAUGAAAAAUCACCUUUGAUUUUUAUGUUUGUAGUGAAGUCUUGAGUUCUUUAUACAUAUGUUUAUGGUUAAGAAAGCAAAUAAACCUUGCAAACUAAGCUAAAUAAUCUUAGUUCUACUUGAGAAAUUAUUGGUGCCUUUAGGGUAUUUUUAAAUUUAGCCACCACGAAUGCAAUUUCCCACAAACUCGCAAUCUUAUGAUAAUGGCAUGGUGACUGAUAUGUUCCAAGAAAAUUCCCAGCUGGGUUUAUUCAAUAAUGUUUUUCUGUUGGACCAUUUUAUAGAUAGAAGAAUUCUCCUAUCAUUGUACUGAGGACUGACUAAAAGGCAUGUCUAAUGAUAGAAAUAUGAGUAUUUAGACUGCCUGAUGCAUAUUCAACUGUAUGUAGUGAACAGGUGCCUUUCACUACAAUGGUCCUCCACAAACUAUAACACUAACAUAUUUCUUUACCUCUAAAACAUUUUUCAGGAGCAGGAAAUUAAUUGUAAACUUUGUAGUUUUCAUGAUGCUGUGAUAUUGAGGACAUGUUAUUAGAUUAUGUGAUAUCUGGCAUCACAUGCUUCUUCCCAUGAACAAGGCACUCAUCACAUUACUUCAAACACACUCUACAAGCAUGAAUCACUUUCUAACAUUUAGAUCCACUGGUUAUACCUAACAAAGGUUUACAGUUUUUCAUAAGUUAGAUGGAAAGUGUUUUGGAAAGGUUUUGGAAAACAUCAGAAACUGUUGCAAUAGUGUUUUUUUUUAAAGAAAGCAGUAUUGCUGUGUGGUGCAGUUGUUAUUCAUUUAUUUAUUGGGAUACAGUGUGGAAUAGGCCUUCCGGCCCUUCGAGCCAACCACCUAGCUAUUCCCCUGAAUUGCUAAUCCUGGGGCAGUUGGCAAUGACCAACCGGUACGUCUUUGAACUGUGGGAGGAAACCGGAGCACCCAGAGGAAACCUGCUCAGUGACGGGGAGAAUGUACAAACUCUUACAGGCAGUGGUGGGAAUUGAACCUGGGUCACCUGCACUGUAAAGUGUGGUGCUGGCUACUAUGCCACUGUGCUGCCCCAACUUAGAAUGAGACGGAAGAAAAUUCAGUAGGAAUUUUGGUUCGCACCCCCUAAACGUCCAGAAUUUCUCAGUUAUUUGCCAGAAUGGGCAGCACGGUAGCUUUGAGCAACACUAUUACAACUCAGGGCAUCAGAGUUCGGAGUUCAGUUCCGGCAUCCUCCGUAAGGAGUCUCGGUGCAUCCUCCCCGUGGCAUUCGCGAGCUUUUCCCUGGCUGCUCUCGUUUCCUCCCACAGUCCAAAGACACAUCGGGCUGUUGUAAGUUCUCCUGUGAAUAGGUUAGGUUUAAAUUGGGGUUGCUGGAGACGUGUGGCUCAAGGGGCUAGAAAGGCCUACUCCAUGCUGUAUCCCUAAGAAAAUAAAAUUAAUAAUACUGCAGUAUACUUCUACACACAAUCUUCACAUCAGUGCUGCUUCAUGAUACUUAAAUAUACUGUUUUCAAUUAAGGGAAAUGAAUCCUGCUCCUUUACUGGUGUGAGUGAUUUACUGAGCCGUGUAAUCCUCCCCAUGGGGCUUCAGAACAGCUACCUGAGCAUAUUGUCAAUCCCAGAAUUCAAAACAGCAUCCAGUCGCCAACCCACUCAUCACCGCUUUCCAAAAUCCUACCCUAUUGACAAAAUCUAGCCAGCCACAGCAACAGAUAGUUAAUUUGCUCAUUCAUAACAGGCAGAGCUGGGACAUGGAUAUGUGUUGGAGUGGGGGUGGUGGGAUGUGGUUGUUGCUGUGGUGGUUAUUCGGGGGAAAAAAAGAAGACUAAGUAAACUUGGGAGUAUUUGGAAUCCUGGAUUAAAACAAAACAUUGAAUUAACUGGAAAUAUUAUGGAGGAAUGUGUCUUUAUGAAACCAUAGAGUAGAUAAAAUGAAUAGAAGCACUACUAUUUUGCUGUAGUUCAUGAAGGUAAAGGUGCAUCCCAUGUGUAUGUUGAUAAAAUAUAUAAUAGCAUUUUUCUCCAUUGAUUAAAAAUACUGACGCCAUCCCUCACUCCUACACAUGAUGGUAACAGCCUGUGCUGGCCACCCCCUCAGGCAAUAUAAAUGACUCCUCCCUUACUCUAACCCUAAUUUAACACCUCCACCCAUCCAACUCAGCCCUCUCUUCCAAAUCUAAUGCUGUCAGAGCUCUACCUCCGAAGAAAACAGCUCUGGGCCACCCUUCUCUUCCUGUUCCCUGCCUAAUGGCUAUUAAUAUCUACUAUUGUGUCUGUCUGUCUGUCUUCAGUCAAAUGAUCUCAAUGUGUGUUUAAAUGUUGAAAAAUUGCAGAAUUUUUGACAUUUGGUGAACUCAAAUAUUCUUAUUUUGCCUUCAGCAUUUAAGACAUUUGAGUAUUCUUCCAAUUACUUUUUUUCAUGUGUCUACAUACUUACCAUUUUAAAAUGUUAAGCAUUCUCAGUUCAUAUUUACAUAAUAUACAGGAUUUGUAAGAUCUAUACGUGAUGUGCAGUAUGCAAAAGAUUGAACAUGAAAGCUUGAAACCAUUUAAAAAUUGUAGAUUUUUUUUUGUAGAAACAUUUUAUAAAUAAAUACCUUGAAGAUAAACUUAGAUUUUCUUUUUAUGCAGUCCUAAAUAAUAUAUAGUCUGGUAAGCAGUAUAUAUCAUGGAUGAAAUGAGUAUUUAUUUUCUAAAACUGAAAAAUAUAUUAAGUAGUUUUGUCGUUGUUAAACAAGCACAGCCAUUGAAGUUGAUUCAUUUAUUAAUUUAAAUAUUGUACGAUUGUUUCAGUUUGCUAUUGAGUGUAGUUAAAAUGCAAUCUUUGUUUCAGCAAGGACCAAAAUCAAUCUUCAAACUGUCUUAAUUAGCAGAUAACGUCAAAAGAAUGUAUAUAUUUGAUUUUAAAUUGAUACAUUUUCUAUUUAAUUUUGCUGCCUGAAGUGCAUUGACUUUCUGAAGCUUUUCAUACCUUUACUAUAUAUUGGGAACAAUAUACCUGUCACAACUCAAUUGGUACUGAAUUUGGUUAUAUGACUGUUAAUGCAGAAGGAAAUAAAGGAAAUGAAAAUUCUAGAAAUCAUUACACAUUAAAUUCUUUGUUAAAUAAUGUUAUUGCAAUAUACAUAUGUUGAUGUGUCUAGUUUCUAAAAAUGUUAUUCUUAAAUUAAUAUUUUCAUUUCUCUAUAAAUUAUGUUCCAGCAAAAGUGAUUGAUUCGACAUAUUAACAGAAUAAUAAAGCAAUAAUAAAUAAAAACCGA
This is a messenger RNA of Mobula hypostoma (lesser devil ray), 5098 nucleotides long. It is a transcript of the gene tmem45a, whose product is annotated as transmembrane protein 45a. The coding region runs from base 228 to 1055 and encodes 275 amino acids. Lineage: Eukaryota; Metazoa; Chordata; Chondrichthyes; Myliobatiformes; Myliobatidae. The transcript is spliced from 7 exons. The record is from RefSeq and is a predicted model, not a curated record.